This is a messenger RNA of Fusarium redolens, 957 nucleotides long. RefSeq lists its product as uncharacterized. The record is from RefSeq and is a predicted model, not a curated record. The transcript has 2 exons. NCBI's taxonomy places the organism in Eukaryota, Fungi, Ascomycota, Sordariomycetes, Hypocreales, Nectriaceae. Bases 1 to 957 code for a protein of 318 amino acids.
AUGAGCACCUCAUCAUCUUCCAACUUUUUGCAAAACGCGGCUCAACAAAUCUUGGACACCGUGCUCGUUAAUUUGAUGACCGCAGACUUCAAAAACCACAUCUUCCUCAACUCUAAUCGUCGCCUGGAGGAAGCGAAACAGAAGGGCUUUACCCUCAGUGACAUCUCUAUCGGAGAUGACUGUCUACCUACAUGGGCUGGCCGCACCUGGGACCCUGAUACAGAGUCUCUGCACGACGUUCUUCAAGAUGAUGCCUCGAAUCUUCUUGAAGCGCAGGAGGCUGGUAUAAUGGUCCGUAGGGAUAUCAUCUGGAAGGGCAACCGCAAGCUGAACGAAGCGAGAGCGCUGGCGGAAGAGGCGAUCCCGUUUCUGCCCGAAUGUAGCGAAGGGGAUGAAGAUCACAGUUCGCCUGAGGGCAGCAUCCAUGAGGAUACAGACACCUCCGAAGGAACUCUUUUCAACGACGACACCCAAGACUCUGAUGAUGACACGCUCAUGGUCAUAGAUGAUGCCGACACGACCGACUCCGACGAUGAGAGCGACUCCGAUAUGGAGUUUGAGAUGAUUGGCAUUGAUGAUGAUAUCCUCGACGACGAGAUUGAAACAUCCAACAUCUUCGACCCUGAGCCGUCAUAUGAUGAUUCAGAUGACGACGAACCAAACAUUUUUCACGGCGCUCAAGUCAUGGGCGUCCCGCCCCAACACUCUAACGUUGACCUCGAAGUUUACAUCGCCGAAGAUGACGAGGAGAUCCAGGAUCUUCCCCAGAUGGAGUUGGCUAUCGAUCAAGAGUCCUACGAACGAUACUUUGGAACUGAUGGAGCUAUUGAUCUCGAGAUCGCCGGAGGUCGACUCAUCUGCACCGGGGAGCUAUUUGAGGAGGACCAGGAGAUGACUUUGGAUAAUGUGGCGGAUGAUAUGGCGAUUUUAUCACUCACGGAUAGUGAUGAGGAAUAA